Messenger RNA from Vanderwaltozyma polyspora DSM 70294, 2532 nucleotides. RefSeq lists its product as uncharacterized. Lineage: Eukaryota; Fungi; Ascomycota; Saccharomycetes; Saccharomycetales; Saccharomycetaceae. The record is from RefSeq and is a predicted model, not a curated record. Bases 1 to 2532 code for a protein of 843 amino acids. The transcript has a single exon.
AUGAGAAAUAGUAAUGCCUCUAUGGUCCUAAACAUAAUGGAACCUCCAAAUACCCUCCUGCAUGAUAUAAAAGAAGAGGAAGAUAUAGAAAUCACACAGCUCAACACCGAUGACCACAGCUCAACUUCAAAAGAAUUAGUAAUACAUUCAAAUAACUCUUCCCAAUCUCUUCAGAGUUCCGCAAACGAUGAAAAUAUAAGCAUCUCACACUCAAAUACAGAUACAGACACAGAUAUAUCAAACAACCUGAAUAUGAAUCUAAACAUGAAUCUGAAUCUAAAUUUAGAUUUAGAUUUAGAUAUCAAUGAAAACACAAACACUAAUUCAAAGGAUGAACUCUCUUUAUUACCUCCUCUACCAAAGUCAAUAGAACCAGUCCUAACGGCCACAAAUCACGACAUAGAACAUACUUUGGAAAGAGAAAAUAUAGAAAUUAACAACAUCAACAACACAGAUGAUUUGAAAAUAGAAAUCCCAACCAUAGAUAACAAUAUCAACAUCAACAGCUCAGUACAAACUGCAAAAAGCAUUCUAAUACCUUCUCCAAUCAACGACAACAGCACAACAACUACAACAACUACAUCCACAUCUGCAACUACAAACAACAAUAUUAACACAAACAACAUUAACGACAAAAUUAACGAUACCCCAAGCACUUCUAACCUAAUGGAUAACGACAUCGCCGAAACUUCUUUCGAUCUAUCAAAAGCUUUGAAAAUUCCUGUAACUGAUUCAACAAAUACAACAACCUCUUUUGAACAACAGAUUUCAAAUGGCCCAUUAUCACCUAUAAUGUCAAGUCCAAAAAUUUCAUUGAAAAAAAAAUUAUCAAACGUAAUUUUAAAUAACGAUAUCCCAUUCACUACAAACAACAACUCUUUACAAUUAGAUUCCUCACAAUUUCAUAUCACCAAAAAUUCAUCCUCUGUAAGAACUUUGUCAAACAGUAUCAAUGGAAAAGUUAGUCGUUCCAAUUCUCAUUCAAAUUCAAUCAUUAACCAAAAAUUAGAUGGUGGAUCCUCAUCUUCUGCCUCUUCUUUCAACAACAACAACAACAGUAGUGGUAGUAACGGAAAUAUGAAUAGCAACAUCAAAUUAUCACAAGAUUUCGUCCAUGAAUCUCACAGCUUUAUUAAAGAAAGAAUACCUUUACGCAAAGUAAGUACAGGAAGCACAAGCUCAAAUUCAAAUUCAACUUCAACCUCAAGAAAUGAUGAACAAAUUUUUAAAGUCCCUCCAAGUCUUCUACGACAAAGCACAGAAUCAAGAUCAAGAUCAAGCUCAAACGGUAAUAUAAACCUAUCUCUAAGAACAACUCCAUUGGCUUUAGACGGUAUAGGUAUACAAUUAGGCUCAACUCCAAUAAUUCCAAAUUCAAUAACCGCAGGUAUUAAUACACCAACUGUACUAUCUAAUAAUAAUGAAUUGCCAUUAUCGAAUAAAAAAUUACCACUCUUGAGAAGAGCCUCAAGUGCAAUCUUACGGAAAACUUCAAUGAAAAAUAUUGCAGGCACUGAUUUGCAAAAUAAUGCUGAUUCAAUGGAUUUUAACCCUCUAAGAGUUUCAACUACUAUUGACAUCGAUAACCGCUUAACUACUUAUAAUUCAAAUGUCACUCAUAGUGUAACACAGAUAAAUUCAAAUACUCAAGAAAAUAACCAGAAUUCACUUUCAAGACAACCUUCUAUUGGUUCUAGGGUUAAAAAAGGAUUUUCAAGAAUAAUUAGUGGAAACAAUACAAAUAAAAGAGUAGCUUCAAAUUCUAAUGAUGUUUCAAGAGUGAAUUCGAAUUCGAAUUCGAAUUCAAUCGCUUCGGAUCUUUCAAAUGAUAGAAUCGAAUCACCAAUUCCAACAAGAAUCAAAAGUUCCGAUGCUUAUCUAGAAGAUAGGAUAUUAAACUCUGGUAAGGGAAUAACUCCUCUCCUUUCAAGAAGAGUAUCAUCUGCCGGCAAUAAGGGAUAUUCUGCUAAUAACUCAAAUGAAUCUUCUAAUAGAAAGUUUGUUACUUCCAAUAAUGUCACCUCCGGCACUGUAAGAAGAAGAAGUUCUCAACUUGCUCGUUCUGCAAGUGCAAAAAAUAAUGAUGUUACUAGAUCAUCAAGCCGUCAAUCUAAUACAUUGGAAAAAAAUCUACCUAACUUUACAAAAUUCGAUGAAAUUUCCGUAAAUUUAGAAAAACUUACUAAAACUGUGCCAGUGAUAUCAGUAACUGAUGAUUACAAUUCACAAGAUCUAGAGGACAUUAAAAUCCAAUCAAAUAUUAAUUUGGAUGAAGUUUACGAAGAUCCUGAGAAAAAGCAUCCAUCCGAUGUUUCUUCACCGGUCAAAAACGUUUCAUUAAAGGAAUAUAUAAAUAUUUUAAUUGAGCAGCAAAAGAGUGAAGACAAAAGAUUAGCCAGUUUAGAAAAAAAUUUCACUGAUUCUGGCUGGUGUUCAGCAUCAGAUUUAAGAUUAUUAAGACAAAAGAGAAUCAUUACAAACAGAAGAUGGGAUGAAAGAAUUGCGUUUUAUAAAAGUAAACUAGAUACCUAA